Molecule: messenger RNA, 971 nt
Organism: Pelagomonas calceolata
Lineage: Eukaryota; Pelagophyceae; Pelagomonadales; Pelagomonadaceae
Source: the annotation of a GenBank genome assembly
GCGCGAACCGAUUAAAACGGGUUUACGUCCGCAAAACUCCGCGAAAUCGUGGACAAACGCGGCUACUGAACGCGUAAGGCUUGCACAGGACGAGCGCUUCGAAAGGACGAGCGCUGCGCGCGAAUCCCACGCGGCGCCAGCCGGCCUUAGAGCCAGAGCAGCCGAGAGCUGCCGAGGACGCAUCCGAGGCCGAAUCCGCGGAGCGAGCGCGGCCGCGGAGCGAGGCAGACAGAAAAGCGGAGCGGGAGCGCGGCCGCGGGGCGCCGCCGCGGAGUUGGCAUACAACUAGAGCCGCGGCGCGCGACGCGAAAGACGGAUGGCCGACUUCUCGCAGCCGACGAACGCCGCCGACGAGGGCCAGCGCAACGCCGUCGUCUUGAAAGUGGGCAUGGUCGGCGACGCGCGCGUCGGCAAGACGACGCUCAUGGUCAAGUAUGUGGAGAACAAGCUGGAUGAGGAUUAUAUACAAACACUGGGCGUGAAUUUCCUCGAGAAAACCGUGACGCUGCGGAACAACGACAUCACCUUUAGUAUCUGGGAUCUAGGAGGGCACCGCGAAUUUCUAUCAAUGCUCCCUCUGGUGGUCAAUGAUGCGCGCGCGUUGCUGUUCAUGUUCGACCUGUCGAGGAGAGAUACACUAGCCUCAAUAAAAGAAUGGUACCGCCAGUGCCGCGGCUUGAAUCGGACGGCCCACGCCAUCUUGGUGGGCACGAAGUACGACAUCUUCAUCACACUGCCGCCGGAAGAGCGCGAGGCGAUAGAUAGAGAUGCGCGGCGCUUCGCGCGGGCCAUGAAGGCGCCCGUCGUCUUUACCUCCUCGACCGAGUCCAUCAACGUGCUCAAGCUCUUCAAGGUCAUCCUGGCGCGGUCGUUCGGUUUGAACUGCACGAUCCCGCAGCUUACGGAGGUCGGCGAGCCGCUGCUGAUCUUCUAGCUCGAAUUCGUACCCCCGGGUAAUCCUGAUUUUGUGA